Molecule: messenger RNA, 1870 nt
Organism: Strongylocentrotus purpuratus (purple sea urchin)
Lineage: Eukaryota; Metazoa; Echinodermata; Echinoidea; Camarodonta; Strongylocentrotidae
Exons: 9
Coding region: 122-1870 (582 amino acids)
Biological process (GO): netrin-activated signaling pathway
Cellular component (GO): membrane
Molecular function (GO): netrin receptor activity
Source: RefSeq, a predicted model, not a curated record
AGAAGAAGAAAAAAGAGAAGAAGAAGUAGAAGAAGAAGACGAAGAAGUGGCUGUUCAAGAACUGCAAGUGAAUUCUAUUUCACCACCUCAGCAAAGAAAAGAGCAGAGCGAACAUGAAGAUAUGGAGAUCAUCGAACAUUCAGAUUCGGAUGGAGAUAAAAGUGUUGAAGACAUCGACCUACGUGGAGGUUCACCGAGUAUGAGCGAGCAGUGUAGCGUGGCUCUUCGGGUGAAGAGUUUGUCUUCGGCAUGGCAACUGGGGAAAGCCCUUCGUCUGGAUGAUUACGUCAUUGUUGGUUUCGUUGCACCUUCCGAUUCUGCAGCAAUGAACAGACUAGCACGGCAACUCCUCAACAAGUGGUACAGACGUUUAGGUAGCCAAGAAAAGAAUGUACUGAUGACAAAGCUUCUUCAAGAUUACAACAUCCAGGAUUUCAAUGAAGGUCUUGAUGAAAUCUCCAAAAUAAUUUGCACAACUCCAGAUCUACUUGACCUCUCCCAACGCAUUCACCUAACAGCUCCCGAAAUCCUGCAGGUAAUGUCCACAUCUGUGUCCUUUCCACUAACCUUGAUACGACACAUUGUUAUACAGAUGCUUCAAGAGUGGGUACGACAUGGAGGAACAAGACAAAGGCUUCUUGAAAUAGCUCAAGCUUUUCAUUUCAACGAUUUAGCGGACAAAAUAGCAACAGCAAUGGAACACCACCAAGGUUUCAAGGACCCUUUCUCUCAUGGCAUUAUUGAUCACGACGGUGGAGAGUUGAAGCUAGAUGAACUGGACAUCAGAGUAUCCAUCCCUGCAGGGGCAAUCCCUAAAGGGAUGAGGUCUGUGGUCACUCUUAGUGUACCUAGUCGAUGCCCAUCUAAGAUUCCCCUUAAGGAUGGAGAUGUUCUCAUUACUCCAGUCAUUGAAUGUUCUUUCACUCAAGAACUUCUCAAACCUGCCACUGUAGCUCUUCCACACUGCAUCCAUCCGGAACAGCAUCAAGAUGACUUACGUGUUAGCCUGUACACCAAGUUAGGACCAGGUACAUUUGGUUACAGGAGCUUGCUUCCAAAUACAUCAAGAGAUGUCCAUAUCUCAGAGGACAUGGUUGCUUUCCCUACGCGUCAUCUUCAACUCUGGGCGUUGUCAUCAAGCGACGUACAUAGAUUACAAUUCACCUGUGAAGUAUUUCAGCCGCUUUUCAUGCUUCCUUCACAGAAAUCUAGACUGCGUAUUUGCAUAGCUCAUCCCUGCAACAGACAUCCUGCGGAUAUAUGCAGAAGACAGGGAAGCUUGUUGGAACCAAUCUACCAGGUGGCGACCGUGAUCAAGUUCUCUCUGGAAUCGAAGGAAGAAGAUCUUAAGCUUUGGUGUCUUUCUGACUCAGAAAAGGUCCAGGAAACUGUCCCUGUACGUUGUCUCCUGAACGGAGAAGGCAACACCUUUAACUUCGAGCUACUCUCCUCAUGUGCUGAGGGAGGGGCGAAGAGUAUCUGUCUACGUAUUGAGAAGGGCACAUCGACACUCGCAGAGCAACAAAUACCCACUUCAACAGAAGUCGAGCCAGAUUAUGGAGUCUCCUACACACGCGGCCGAAUAAAGUUCGCAUCAGACAACAUGCUAAAACAAUUGUCUGGUUUAGUAUCUGCAAUAAACGAUUCACAUCACCUGGGCUACCAGCUUGGCUUCUCCCAUUCAGCGGUAGAGAAGUACCUUGACAGAGCAGACUCCUCGGCUAGCAGCGUCUCAAGUUCAGGAUUCAGGGAGAUGCUUCUUGACUGGAGACGGCGUGUCCGACCGAGUGAGCAGGUUAAUAAACUUCGUCUCGCUUUGGAGAAAGCUGGGUUAAGUCAUACAGCCGAGGUCCUCUUCCAGGAAAGUUAG